Temnothorax curvispinosus is the source of this 3523-nucleotide messenger RNA. RefSeq names its product putative zinc finger protein 730. The transcript is spliced from 3 exons. Gene Ontology annotation, molecular function: zinc ion binding; DNA-binding transcription factor activity, RNA polymerase II-specific; RNA polymerase II transcription regulatory region sequence-specific DNA binding. Bases 61 to 2568 code for a protein of 835 amino acids. The record is from RefSeq and is a predicted model, not a curated record. Gene Ontology annotation, cellular component: nucleus. Gene Ontology annotation, biological process: regulation of transcription by RNA polymerase II. Lineage: Eukaryota; Metazoa; Arthropoda; Insecta; Hymenoptera; Formicidae.
GCAAAUGGCGGCCGCGCAGUGGCACGUACAACGUUGCGACCGAUCACCGCCGUUGUAUCGAUGGCAGUCCCGAGCGAUGACGCGAUGGUGAAUAGCACGGUACGCGCGGAACGGCUCGUGGGCAACGAGUGCCGUAUCUGCCUCAAGCCCUGCACGGAGGUGUGCCAGCUCUUUCGCGACGAUGGCGGAAUACCGGAGAAACUGAUGGCCAUUGCCGCCGUGCAGGUGGAGGAGGGGGACGGUCUGCCAGCUUACAUCUGCCUGUCCUGCAAUCAUCUGCUCGACGUGUCCUACGACUUCAGGUGCCAGAUUCAGAAUUCCGACAUCAGGCUACGUCAGAUCCUCAAGUCGCAGGUUCAACCUAUGUUGCACGAGAAACAUACGAAAGACAUGAAGACCAUGAUGAAAGAUAUCACGGACGCCGUAUCCGACGUGAUGUCUUACAAGAAAGAUGAUCAUGUCAUAGAGCAGGACAUUUACUCGUCUCACGAUAUCGUUACGUUCGACAGUACUGCCGUUCAGUCCGAUUCGGCGAUUAAUGAUGAAUCUCACAUGAGUCACAAGUUCAUGCAGAAGACGGAUGAAAUUAUCGAACCGAGUGAAAAAGAUUCGUCAUACGAUACAUUUAAAGAGAACGUAGACAGUGCUGAAAUGAUGGAAAUAGCUUUGUGUCACGAGGCAAACGUGGACGAUGCGGCUGCCGAUCAUUCGGAUCGAUUGUCCAGUUCGACGACGGAAGACAGAUGCAUCAAGCAGGAGCAGUUGCUGCUACCUGAAGACCACGAGACGUCGGGGAGUUUAACGGACGAGAAUCGGGAAGAUUCGUUGAAGAUUGAAGUUAAGAAUAACGUAUUAUUGGAGGACUUCAACGACCACGAAGUUUCGAGGGAGAUCGCGGUAUUGAGAACGGACAAUCGGGAUACGAGGGGCGUCGCUAACUGCAGCGACGACGAGGAGAAGCCACUCAUAAGCAGGACGACCAGGCAGAAGUGCGCGUAUUGCAUCAAGUCGUUCGCGACGAAGGUCGCGUUGCAGCGACACAUGAACGUGCACAAGCACACGAAGCUGCGCUACGUGUGCGUCGUGUGCGACAAGCAGUUCUCCAACAUCGACAAAUUGAAGGGCCACAUGCUCACGUGUCACGAGGGUCAGACUACGGACGGUAAAGCGUCGCAGGAUGACAGGAGGACGAGCAAAGUUACGGCGAAAGUCACCAGAAGCGGCAACCUGACGGACAGCGUGCGGGAGGAGAAGAAAAACUUCAAGUUCACGUGUAAAGUCUGCUCGAAGCAAUUCAUAUAUCAGAAGUCCUUUGUGUCUCACGCCAAGAGCCAUGCCGAAUACGAUAUGGAAGUGGACGACGUGCUCGAUCAGUUCACGAGUAAGACGACGGACGAGCAGAAGGAUAGGAUGCCGACGUUCAAGGAAAACGAAUCCGAGGAGGAGGAGGAAGAGGAGGACGACGACGACAGCGACUUGCCGAUCGAAAGUCUACAGUGUACUCAGUGCGGCAAGCUUUUCGCUACGAAGAGGAACCUGAAGAGGCACAUCUCGACGCACAGCGGCUUGAAGUUCAAUUGUUCGACGUGCGGCAAAGGAUUUUCGAGGCUCGACAAGCUGAAGGAUCACGAACAGUCGAAGCACAAAGAGGAAAUAUUUGGCAAUACUGACGACGAGGACGAUGACGAGGAGGAUAACGAGAGCAAAAUCAACGAGAAUUCCGAGAACCGAAAGAAGGACCGACACAACAGGCCACACAAGUGCGCGCUCUGUCCAAAGGCGUUCGCGCAGGCUCAAUCCCUGGCAAACCACGUAGAGAGGCAUAAACGGGUGAAGGAUACGCAAAAGCGGUUUCUCUGCGAAAAGUGUAGCAAGUGCUUUGCUCAGAGUGGCUCGCUGGUGGCGCAUAUGCGCACACACACCGGCAUCAAGCCGUACGUAUGCAACACGUGCAGUCGCGCCUUUACCAAGAGCACGUACCUGCAGCUGCACCUGAGAACUCACAGCGGUGAGAAACCGUAUAUCUGUCAGUACUGUAGCAGGGCGUUCGCUCGGGCCAACACUCUGGCGCGGCACAUCACCAUGCACACCGGUGAGGCCAAAUACCAUUGCAACAUCUGCACCAAGUCCUUCCGGCGACUGACCUCGCUGAACGAGCACACGUACACGCACACCGGCCAACGACCGUACGCGUGCAAACUCUGCACGAAGAGGUACAACAACGCCGGCUCGUUAUAUGCUCACACGAAGAAGUGCAAGGCGCAGCAGUUGUCCAGCCCGACCACGACCACAUACGCGGUGUCCACGGCGGACAAUGCGCCGCAGCAGAACGACACGACCAUGCCCCAACUGCUGAUUUAUUCCCAGAGGAAGCUGGUGGAAGAGGCGACUAUUGGUCAAGUCGUAUCCACGCCGCAAUACAUGGUAACAAAUGUGCAUAAUCAAAAAACUGUGCCCGCGACGGUGCCCGCCAACGUGAUUCAGCCCUUCACCGUGGAGGAUCCGAAUGUAUAUAAUUCAAAGCAGUUUAAGAACUCGUAUUACGCUAUUUAUCCAAAUAACAUAUAAUAACGCGUUGAUCACGUUCGAUUGUCGAUUGAUUGUCUUCGCCCAGUGAUUUUAUUUCAGUUUGAUUCACAUGAUUUUUAGACAAGAGUUGGUCUAACAAUCUGACAUAAUAUUACAAUAAGAAGAAAACAAGAAAGAGAGAUAAAUAACGUUCUGUCGGUGAGGCUCAAGAAAUAUAUUAAGCGUUUAAAAUUGCUAGUAUAUAUAGAAAGAGGAGAUUUUUCGUGAGUAAUUUGAAAAUCGAAGAUUGAAUUCAUUAACAAAAUUAAUCAAAAAAAUAUUUUUUAUUUAUAUGAAAUAUUUGAAUUUAUUGGUUGAAGAGUUACACAGAGUAACAUACACAUUACCGCGAGAGAAUUUGCUGAAUGGCGCGUAUCGUGCUCGAACGUCAAGCAUGCAAGUGUAGUAGUAUUUCACGAAUGACUCAGGUUAUAGAAGUUAGAGGAGGUCUCGAUAUAACAAUGUACAAAAUAUAAAAAGAAAAUAAUGCCGUUGAAAUUAGAAAAAGUUAGAAAUAUCUCAGUAGGUAUCUCUAUAUAUAAAUUUUGUAUAAAUGAAUUCGUGGACAUGAGAAAAUAGAUUGACUUGCACCGAUUUUAAAAUGUCUAUUUGAAGAGGAAGGAAGAAGAGAAGUUAUAAUUAAAUGGAAAGAAUGAGCAGUAGUGAGUAUAAUCCUGAUUGCGCUGUGUUAUUAACGCAGCUUCGAAUGUGUCAAACAGAGUGCGAUAUAUUUCAGAACAAUGGGGUAAUGUAUAAUAAAUAAAAUAAAUUUGAAUAUAUUUUUGUAACAUCUACACGUUGCGUUGCUAUUAGAUAGGAAAAUACUGACAAUGAGCCGCACACAAAUACAAUUGGAGAAAAACAAUGUUUUAUGCGUAACUAUCGGAUUACACCGAAAUAUAAUUUAUAAUAUUAGAUUAUGAGAUGCUAAAUUAAAUGAAAUAACUUAUUCUUA